Molecule: messenger RNA, 948 nt
Organism: Bathycoccus prasinos
Lineage: Eukaryota; Viridiplantae; Chlorophyta; Mamiellophyceae; Mamiellales; Bathycoccaceae
Product: 60S acidic ribosomal protein P0
Exons: 1
Coding region: 1-948 (315 amino acids)
Biological process (GO): cytoplasmic translation; ribosomal large subunit assembly; ribosome biogenesis
Cellular component (GO): cytosolic large ribosomal subunit
Molecular function (GO): structural constituent of ribosome; large ribosomal subunit rRNA binding
Source: RefSeq, a predicted model, not a curated record
AUGGUGAACCAAGCGUACCUGGAUAAAAGAAAGUACGGCGAACGCGUGUACGAGUUGCUGGACAACUAUGACUCUGCGUUACUCGUGCACUGCGACAACGUCGGCUCGAAACAGUUCAUGGACAUUCGCACGGCGUUGAGACCAAACUCGGUCGUCUUGAUGGGGAAGAACACGCUGAUGAGAAAGAUCAUCGGCAACUAUUGCGACGAGAAGGGCAACAACGAUUGGAUGGUGUUGCACGACUUGUUGAUUGGCAACGUCGGCGUUAUCUUCACGAAAGAGGACGUCAAGGAAGUCAAGACGAAGGUUUCUGAGUUUGUCGUCCCGGCGCCCGCGAAGGUUGGCUCUACGGCGACGUGCGACGUGACCAUCCCGGCGGGCGUGACCCCGUUGGAACCGUCCCAAACCGGCUUUUUCCAAUUGUUGAACAUCGCGACGAAGAUUAACAAAGGGGCGAUCGAGAUUUUGUCUGAUGUUACCGUCGUUACAAAAGGCGAACGCGUCGGUUCCUCCGCGGCUGCUUUGUUGGGUAAGAUGAAAAUCACGCCGUUUGAAUACGGUUUAGUCGUCAAGCACAUUUACGACAAGGGCUCCAUGUACCCGGCGGCGGUUUUGGACAUCACCGACGAGCAGUUGGCGGCUAAGUUUGCCGCGGGUGUCUCCAACAUCGCCUCCAUCUCUUUGGCGACCAAGUACCCGACUUUGGCCGCGGUGCCGCACUACAUCGUCAACUCGUACAAGAACGUGUUGGCCAUCUCCAUCGGCACCGAGUACACCUUCGAAUUGGCGCAAAAAGUCAAGGACUAUCUCGCCGACCCGAGCGCGUUCCAAAGCGCCGGCGGCGGUGGCGGUGGCGGUGGCGGUGGCGAUAAGCCAGCCGCGGCCGCGGCUGCCCCGGUCGAAGAAGAAGAAGAAGAAGAAGACAUGGGCUUUGACUUGUUCGAUUAA